AUGGUUGUACGUGUUAGUUUUGUAGAAUUGGGGAAUUUGAAUAACCUUCUAGAAUUACAUCUCGGUUCAAAUAAACUUUUUGGUACCAUUCCCUCAAACAUAGGAAAGCUAAAGAAGCUGGUUCUUUUGGACCUAGAAUCCAAGAUGCUCAUUGGUCCAAUCCCUUUCUCGUUGGGUUACUUAACCAGUGUGACCUAUUUGUCUCUUGGUUCCAACCUUAUCAAUGGGUCCAUUCCUCCACAGAUUGCCAAUCUAAGAAAACUCAGCUACUUGAGCCUCAAUAAUAAUAAACUCAUUAGUCCAAUUCCUUCAGCUAUGUGUCAUUUAACUAAUUUAGAAACAUUAUUACUCAGUUCCAACAAAUUCAUUGGUUCCAUCCCCGCAGAUAUACAAAAUUUGACCAAACUUGCUUCCUUGGAUCUCAGUCUUAACAGUCUCAGUGGAUCAAUUCCUUCUUCCUUGGGUGGUUUAACCAAUAUGGGAGUUCUCAACAUUCAUUCAAACAAAAUAGAUGGUACCAUAAAUUCUGAAAUUAGAUAUUGUAUACUUUUGGAGCAGUUUGACCUAUCAAACAACAACUUAUAUGGUAUCAUACCGUUUGAACUUACUCUAUUAACCCACUUACAAAUCCUUAAACUUUCCUCAAACAAACUUUCGGGAAUGAUACAUCUGGGUAUCGAAAAUCUUGACAUUCUUUCGGUACUAGACCUGUCGGAAAAUGAGCUGAUCGGACCCAUCCCAACUCAACUUGCCAAUACUUUGGAAGAGUUGUUAUUGAGCCACAACAAGUUAAAUGGAAGCAUUCCCUUUCAAAAUGAUAACCAUAGCUUGCUAACUGCUUUUGACAUCAUUGAAGCAAUAGAGGACUUUGACAUCAAAUAUUGUAUUGGAAUAGGUGGUUAUGGUAGUGUUUACAAAGCACAAUUGUCCAAAGAUAAAGUGUUUGGAGUUGUGGCACUAGAAAUAUUAAUUGGGAGGCCUCCAAGAGAGAUGUUGCCAUCAUUAUUGUCAUUAUCUUCACUAGAAACAAUGCUAUAUGAAGUGUUAGAUAAACGCCUUCCAGUUCCGUAUCAAGUGGUUGCCCAUGGUUUGUUAGCAAUGAUAAAGAAGGCUACGGUGGUGGGUGAUUUACAUGGAGUAGCUGUGUGUAGAAGAGGACUGAAGCUCUCACAUUUAUUCUUUGCAGACGAUAGCUUAAUUUUCUGUGAAGCAUCUCUAAAGGAAUGUGACUCUUUGCAGCGAAUAUAUCAAGUUUAUGAGGCAGCUUUGGGUCAACAACUGAAUAGAACAAAGACAUCAUUGUUUUUCAGCUCUAAUAUGGACACAAGUGUGAAGGAAGAAAUCAAAAAUCGAUUUGGAGCAUAG
Messenger RNA from Quercus robur (English oak), 1365 nucleotides. RefSeq names its product probable leucine-rich repeat receptor-like protein kinase At1g35710. The coding region runs from base 1 to 1365 and encodes 454 amino acids. The transcript is spliced from 4 exons. The record is from RefSeq and is a predicted model, not a curated record. Lineage: Eukaryota; Viridiplantae; Streptophyta; Magnoliopsida; Fagales; Fagaceae. Gene Ontology annotation, molecular function: protein binding.